Molecule: messenger RNA, 1642 nt
Organism: Spodoptera litura
Lineage: Eukaryota; Metazoa; Arthropoda; Insecta; Lepidoptera; Noctuidae
Product: RIB43A-like with coiled-coils protein 2
Source: RefSeq, a predicted model, not a curated record
CGAACGCGGAAUUUUGUACCGAAUUAUUUUCUGACCAAGUUUUUCACUAAUUUAGACGUAAAAAUGAUGAAAUUACAGAUAGCCAACGACCAGGACCGUAAAGAGGCUCAGAAUAGAGAGAGAAGGAGACAAUGCGAGCUCGAGAGAAGGUCCAGGAUCUUCAAUGCUAGAAACAGGAAGAUUGGGGUGGAUGUGAGGUUCCUGGAGCGCCAGAUAGCGGAGAAGAAGGCGGAACGAGAUGACCAAGUACGAAAGGACCUGGCCUUUGCGAAACAGAUGAUCAAGGACAGCAACCUGGCUGUUAUACUUGAAGCAAGGGAGAAAGAAGAACGUCGUCGUAUUGGCGUUGAAAUAGACUCGUACCGCCAAAAAUAUCAGCGUUUCGAAGACAGGCGGGAGUACGAUCUCAACGACCCUGAAGUUCUGAAGAAGCAGCUACCACCGAGGCCUGAUGAUGGCCAGCCAGUGGGCUUAUCCAGUGCACAGAAGUUCGAAGGGGAAGACUUGGAAUUUGAGGAGCGUAAGAAGAUCAUGGCAGCACAGAAGAACUCCUGGCUUGAACAACAGGUGCAAGAGAGGAAAGCAGCCGAAGAGGAAAGAAAGAAAGCUGAGGCCGCUUAUAUGAUGGCCAUAAAAGCUCGCGACAACCGUGCCGGUGAGCUGGAUAAGUUGGAACGAGAGUGCCGCUACAGACUUGGGCAAGCCAACCUUAAAUACAACGAGGCUUUGGCUGCAGAGAAGAAGCAACUGGAACAGGUCCUCAAGGAACAGGAGGAAGCUGACAAUACAGCGGAGAUGUACAACAAUCUCACUUCGGAUAUGCUCACUGAGAACCCUGACGUAGCCAAGAGUGCCCUCGGGAAGAACAGGGCUAUCGGUUACAUGUACAAAGGUUUUUUUUUUUAAGAGUUGAAGAAGUUCUACGCUGCACAGAAAUUUUUUUUUUUUGCAUCCAAGGCUAAGCGCGAUGCGUUAGAUAAGAUGGAAGCUGAAUGGCAAGCCUUAUCCAAGUCUAUACAACGCGAAGUGGCACGACAGGACAUUGCCGACAAGAGAAAGAGACGAGAGAUAGCUCGUCAACUGAUGGAAGAGAACCAACUUAUGGCCUUGCAGCAGAAAGAGAAAGAGAAGUACUUCAGGGAAGUGGUGUACAACAACACACCGACAGACGAAUAUUACGCGCAGUUCAACACUACCACCAGAUAAAAUGGUCCCUCAUAUGGAGUAUACCAUACUGUGUUCAAGUUUCUAGUCGAUUGGUUUGGCUAAAUUAUUACGUUUUUGGAUGCAUUUUAAUAUGGAUAUUAAAGUCUUGAUAGAUUCAUUCAUCAUCAUCUUCAUCGACAUGUCACUUUGAUCGUGUACCAGGUAGAUUAAAUCAUUUCUUCGAACCAUCUCCUUAUUGUCUUCAGACUAUUGCUCCAUAAGAUUUAAGACAAUGAUACUGGAAAAAUACACUAUACAAUGACCAGAAUCAAACGCAAUAAUUCGUAUCUUUUAAUUAUUUUAUGGAGUGCUAUGUAUAAGUCUGUGGGAUCAAAAAUUUGCCAUUAUCAGGGUGAACUGAGGUCACCAAAGCACUUUUGCACUUAUUAAACAAACGUACAUGUUUGUAUGAAGCACAUUUUUGCUAGAAAUAUAA